This is a messenger RNA of Rhagoletis zephyria (snowberry fruit fly), 995 nucleotides long. RefSeq lists its product as uncharacterized. Lineage: Eukaryota; Metazoa; Arthropoda; Insecta; Diptera; Tephritidae. The record is from RefSeq and is a predicted model, not a curated record.
AAGGCUUAGUAGCUCAACAUUUGGUGACCCCGACGUGAUCGUAUCACGCGAUUUUUCGUUUGUUUCCGGCCGCUUACUGAGAUAAUUCUGCCACACUAGUGUAAACGUCAGCAACUUCGUCAUGCCAGGGGAAGGUGCAGAUCGAGUAGCCUUUCUAAAGCUGAAAACAAAGGCCAUAUUCAGCAGACUGGAGAGCUUGAUUAACGAGUUGGACGCAGACAAGCUACACAGUAUGGAUGAGUACAGUCUUUCAGCAAUGCUAGAAUCCUUAGGCGAAUUGAAAUCCAGUUUUUCUGCCGCACACACAAGCCUAGAGGAAUUGGACUUCGACUCCAUUGCCAGCGACCUGCCAAGUAACUUCGAUGCUGCUCUAAUCAACCUUAGAGCUACACUGCAACGCGAGAUUGGUAAACGUAGUGCCUCGCAACAUUGCUCCACGCUCAGAAUGAACUCCAGUGAGACCCAAUCAAUCAUUGUGAACGGUAAUAGCUCACGCUUGCCAUUGCUGACACUGCCUAAAUUCAGUGGCGCCUACACCGAGUGGACAAAUUUCUAUUCAAUGUUCACGUCAAUAAUCGACAAGGACAGCGACCUCACCAACAUCGACAAAUUGCAGCAUCUUCGUUCCUGUCUGAGCGGCGCUGCCCUUGACACCGUGCGCUCGCUGGAAAUAAACGACGCUAAUUGCACACGUCAGGGAGAUAUUUGGGCUAGAGAGGGCAGAUUCAAACGUAACCAAGCUACGAGAGCUGACAGAUAAGGUCACAGCACACAUACGCGCAUUGCAGUCGCAUCAUCGUACAAUUGGUGAUCCAGAAAUUCGACAAAAAGACGCAGGCUAAAUGGGAGGAGAGUUCAUCGAUCAGCGAACUGCCAUCCUGGGAUCAAUUAGCUAUGUUCUUGGAGAAGCGCUGCAGAGCACUCGAGAACGUUGAGCAUUCUAUGCAGACACCGACUGGUCAGGCGGUAAAAGCUAACAAGAACGUGAGUACUGG